Drosophila elegans is the source of this 2573-nucleotide messenger RNA. RefSeq lists its product as uncharacterized. NCBI's taxonomy places the organism in Eukaryota, Metazoa, Arthropoda, Insecta, Diptera, Drosophilidae. Bases 249 to 803 code for a protein of 184 amino acids. The transcript has 4 exons. The record is from RefSeq and is a predicted model, not a curated record.
ACAUUUUCAACUCAGACGGAACGCACGGUUGGACGGACUCUGAUUGAAUUAAUUCAAAAAAUUACCGCAGCAGAAACAAAAGCUUCCAAAAAGCGAAACGAUUCCACCGACGUGAACAAAGCGAAAUUGUAAUUUUAGUGAGUACCAGUACAUCAGUGUAUCAGUUCUUCAGCGUGUCAGUUCGUCAGUGAGCCAGUGAGUGUGUGCUAGUAGUGAGUGUGAACUCUGUGGCAAAGGUCAGAACUCAUAUGAAAAUGUCGAGCGGCAACCAAGAAGCAAUGUCAACAAAAGCAGCUGUCAACGCCGUAGACGAGGACAAGGUCUCCCACUCCUUGACAAUGCUUCCAGCAUCCUCAUCGUUCUCAUCGUCGCCUGGAUCGAUCUCCACCAUCACCAGCCGCCAUUUAAAGGCCCUGGCCAUCCUGGUGGCUAUCGUCCUGUGCAGCGGCAGUCUGGGAUUCGCCGACGGGCUCAAGUGCCACAUGUGCGGCCAAUACAACGAGGGCGUGGGCUCCAUCACGCCGUGCUCCAACUACACCAAGGACAUUGCCCAUCUCUACCUGAAGGAGUGCACCAAGAAGAGCGAGAAGUUCUGCGUGAAAUAUGUUAGUGAGUUGUCGACUGUUCGCGAUUGUGCUACCGAGUGCCAGGAGAAAGAAAUUUGGGAGACACAAACGUACUGCUGCACCGAGGAUGGCUGUAAUUCCGGCACCCAUUUGGCAUACUCCGUCGUCCUGUUGACCCUGCCCAUACUUUCAAUGGCCUGGCCCUCAAUCAUCGAUCUUUGGAACACGCGACGUUAAGUGGGUCCUAAGAUGAACCGAUUUCUCUUUGCUUGAUUUCUUUAAUUUUUAUUAUUAUUUAGCUGCAAGAAAAUGUAUAAAAUUUCAACCCUUAGCAUUUAUUUUUAGUUUACAAACUAAAUUAAAAAUACAAACAAAAUUCUGUGAACGGGACCUAAUCUAACUAAGAAGCGAAAAUUUACCAUUUCAAUUUUUCUUUUCUGUAAUUUGUAAUCUCAUGCAAUUUCUGAUUAUAUGCGUAUGGAAAUAUAUACAUUUUUAAAAACAUGUUUGGUACUUAUAGUUUGAGCAAUGACUUUAUAAUACACUAUGUUAUGGAGUCUUUGGUUUGAGGCUUUGUAUUUCUGACUGUCUUCCCAAAAAAAAAACACAAACAGUGUUGGUUAAUUAUAACGAGGUGUCUAAGAUCAUUCGAAAGCUUAACUAAUUCAUAUUCACAAGAAAUAACAAUUGCAAUGACAACUUAAAUCGUGUUAAAAAAAUAUUUAAAAGCAAAACGAAUUAUAAAAUUAUAAAAAAAAUAGUAUAUGUAAGACUAUGCCAGCUGUCAAAAGUACAUAAGAUAUCGCAAUCAUAAAAGAAUGUCGCCGAAUUCGAGUUGAUGCAUUUCAUGAACAUACUAUUUAAAGUAGACCUAAGGUUAAAUAACGAAAGUAGAAAUUAGAUACUUAGCAUUCUGCAUCCCUUGACACUUGAAAAAAAAAAUCACUUUUCAAGAGAGAUAGAGGUUUGAUUUCUAAUUUUCACAAGGGUCCGCAAAUAUUACGCAAAUGUCAAAGUCACAGUGAGUUUAAUUUGGGGUCUGUGACUUUGCACUUUGACACAGUAAUAUUUGCUGGAAGUCUGUUCAUUAUAUGUUGUUCUCUAAGCAAGUAACGUCUAGUAAAAAGUUGUUGAUUUCUGUUCGAAAAAAAGCAAAAUUAAUGUUUGUUAAAUACACUUGUGAACAUAAGCUUAAGUUCGAACGAAUUAUGAUAAUAAAAGCGAACACUUAAGAAAUUCGAAGAAGUUUUCACUCCACUGUUCAUGAGAUUCUAAAUGAUACAAUGAUACAAAUCAGUUGAUACUCACUAAUAAAAUACUUGUAGCAAAAGUCUAGCUCAGAUAGAAACCAUUCGGCAUAACGUAGGUAAAAAACUAAUUAAUUAAUAGAACUAUUUAGAAUUAUCGAGAGUUUAGUGAACCCAAGUGAAUUAACAUAAAAGUUCUUAACGAUUUUCUUAUAGAGCACUUACGCGAUUCCAUUUUUAAUUAUUUACAAUAAUAAUAUUUUGAACGAUUAAUACUUAUAAACAUAUAAGAAGAACAAUUCAUACGAUAUAUACCUAAAAAAAAACUUAGAAUUUAGGUCUAAGCGCUUUCACUAUAUUAAAGCAAACGAAAUGUGUGAAAUAUGCAAAUGUUAAAAGUUAGUUCCUCGAUACCAAAGCAGCUUAUAUACUCGUAUUAAAAGCUCACAUUUGAAUAAUUUGCAUAUGAUUAAAAUGCCUCAUCCAUUUAAUAAAACGUGUAAAUCGAAUUUUCAUUUAAUUAUAUUACAACCACAAAUUUUCUCUGACAUUUUGCCAACUAAAAUGUCUGGCGAUCUGUCUGCUUUGGCUACAUUUAAUGCAAUCAUUUAAUUUUAAAUUCUCAUCGAACACGAAACGAGAAAAUUUCAAUGGCAAUUACAACAACACUAUUAAAAAUUGUAUGUAUAUGGUAUAUGUAUUUCCAAUAAAAUUUUAAUUUAAAUUUUUAGUAACAAACUUCAAUAAAACAGGCAAAAAA